AUGACGUCGAUUGAAAUUGAAUCUGCAGAUGUUAUUCGAUUAAUUGAGCAAUUUUUAAAGGAAUCGAACCUUUUGCGCACGUUGGCAGUCCUUCAGGAAGAAACGAAUGUCACGUUGAAUACUGUUGAUAGCAUUGAUUCAUUUUGCAAUGAAAUCACUACCGGUCAUUGGGAUAAUGUGCUGAAGACAGUGCAGCCUUUGAAAUUGCCGGCCAAAAAACUAAUAGAUUUAUAUGAGCAUAUUAUUAUUGAAUUGGUCGAAUUGAGAGAAUUGGCGACGGCGAGGCUGAUCGCCCGACAAACUGAUCCGAUGAUAUUGUUGAAGCAAAUGGAUCCCGAAAGAUUCACGCGCCUUGAAAACCUCAUCAAUCGUCCGUAUUUCGAUAGUUCCGAGGUCUACGGAGACGUGAGCAAAGAGAAGCGACGGCAAGCGAUUGCCCAAUCGCUGUCAUCCGAAGUGCACGUGGUGCCGCCAUCAAGACUUCUUUCCCUAUUGGGACAAUCGUUGAAAUGGCAGCUUCAUCAAGGCCUCCUACCGCCGGGAACCGCCAUCGAUUUGUUUCGGGGAAAAGCGGCGCAAAAGGAGCAAAUCGAGGAGCGAUAUCCGACGCAGCUCGCGCGGCACAUCAAAUUCUCGGCGAACAGCUAUCCGGAAUCGGCGACAUUCUCGCCGGACGGAAAUUAUUUGGUUACUGGUUCUAAAGAUGGUUUCAUUGAGGUUUGGAAUUAUAUGAAUGGAAAAUUGAGAAAGGAUUUGAAAUAUCAGGCCCAAGACAAUUUGAUGAUGAUGGACGAUGCUGUGAGGUGUAUGGCGUUUAGUAGGGACUCGGAAAUGCUGGCGACCGGAUGUGCCGAUGGAAAGAUCAAGGUUUGGAAAGUCGAGACGGGUGACUGCCUCCGACGAUUCGAUCGAGCGCAUGCUGAUGGUGUCGCUGCAAUCCGAAUGUCGCGAGAUAACACGCACGUGCUUUCCGGUGGAAAUGAUCAUAUCGUGCGAGUGCACGGAAUGAAGAGCGGCAAGUGUUUGAAGGAAAUGAGAGGCCACACGUCGUAUAUCACCGAUGUGCGCUACAACGAUGAGGGCAAUCAGAUUAUUUCCAGCUCGGCUGACGGAACAAUUCGCGUAUGGCACACAAAAACCGGCGAGUGUCUGUCGACGUUCCGCGUCGUCGCCGCCGGCGACGUUCCGAUUCAGAACGCGAUACCGAUUCCGAAAUCCGAUCCGCCGCAACUCGUCGUCUGCAAUCGAUCGAACACGCUGUAUGUGAUUAACAUGUCUGGACAAGUGAUUCGGACGAUGAGCUCCGGAAAACGAGAAAAAGGAGACUUUAUUAGUUGCAUUUUGUCGCCGAGAGGAGAAUGGGCGUAUGCGAUUGCCGAAGAUGGAGUCAUGUAUUGCUUUUUGGUGUUAUCGGCGUCUUUGGAGACAACUCUCCCGAUAAGCGAACGAAUGCCGCACGGAUUGGCGCAUCAUCCGCACCAGAAUCUCAUUGCCACUUAUGGCGAAGACGCGUUCCUCAAAUUGUGGAGAGAUUGA
This is a messenger RNA of Caenorhabditis bovis, 1536 nucleotides long. The record is from the annotation of a GenBank genome assembly. Lineage: Eukaryota; Metazoa; Nematoda; Chromadorea; Rhabditida; Rhabditidae.